AUGAAAGGUAAAAGAGGGAGGUCAAAAACUCAAAAGAUUUGUAUGUCCUCGGACCAGUCUAAUAGUCCCGUGUAUGAACAUCAUUCUAGCCAACAGAACAGCGAUAUUGAUAACGAUAAUUCGAUUCCCAACUAUUACUUGGAAGCAAACUUGGCUAAUAAUAGAACACCCAGGUUUGAGUGUACGGAUAUAGAUAAAAAUGAUGUUCCCAUUCAAACUCCAGGUAGUAAUAGACGAUUACAUCGAAUCAAAUCAUUAAAUAAAGUCGAUAUUCGUUCACCUAUUGUACCUCGAAAUUCUGUAUUAACUCCUGGAAGUUAUAACUUUGGUCUAGAUAGGACACAUAGUGCAGACGUAUACCGCAGUACUCAUACGGAACUGUCGUCCUUAAACACGUCUAGAACUAAUCCUACAUUGGCGUCAAGACUAUUAAGUAGCAUUCCUGAUAAGUUAUAUGCUAUGCGCGACUAUUAUAAUGAUUUUACUACUAUAGACUGGGCUAAGGCUUUUACGCUCACCAACAGAUUCAAUUAUGAAUUGCAUCAUAACAAGUGGAUAGUAGAUAAUCCGUCAAAUUCUGAAGAACAGGAAUGUAUCAACAUUCCCUUUUAUUACAAGACGUACUUGGUAUUGGGCAAAUGGAUCCUUAUAGUUCUUAUCGGAUUCUUGUUUUCGCUAAUUGCAUAUCUGAUUGAUAAAAUAGAGAUAUUGUUAGUGGGUUUAAAGCAUGGAUAUUGUCGAUCUAAUUGGUUUGCAAGUCAAGUUUCUUGUUGUGUUAAUUCAGAACCUCAUAUUCCUUCUCCACCGAACAAUACAAUAGCGAUGAAUAUCUUCAAGUCUGGGUAUGUCUUCAAUACAAAAAAUAAUAAGAAAGAAGGGAGCAUGCAAUGUCCUGAUUGGAUUUCUUGGUCCACUCUAUUUGAAAGUCAUCCUUACGAAAAAUUAAGGUUUGAUUUUGUUAUAUAUGUUGUGCUAACAUUAGUCCUUGCAUAUUUAGCCUGUGUUAUUACUCUAUCUACCAAAAUCACCAGUCGGUUAUCGGUAGCAUCAAGUAAAAGGAAUAAAAUGAAUCUUGGUGAGGGUUUGGCUAAUUUGCUGGAGCCAAAUAGCUAUAUUCAAAGAAAAGAGAGUGAUGAUGAGUAUUCGUACGAUAAAGACGAAGACGCCAGUGGUUCUGCAAGAGUUAUGUAUACUGCUUGUGGAUCAGGGGUACCUGAAGUUAAAACUAUAUUAUCUGGAUUUGUUAUACGUAGAUUUUUAGGUACCUAUACUCUAUUUGCGAAAACAAUAGCAUUAAUUUUUGCAAUAGCUUCGGGUAUGGCAUUAGGUAAAGAAGGCCCAUAUGUACAUUUGGCUACAGCAGUCGGUAACAUAAUGUCCAGAUUUUUUCCUUACAUUAAUAAUAAUGAUUUCAUGAAAAAACAAAUUCUAUCUGCAAGUGCUUCUUCGGGAGUAGCAUUGGCAUUUGGUUCACCGCUAGGAGGAGUCUUGUUUAUAUUGGAAGAGAUAAAUCAUUAUCUUCCUUCUCAUCAACUAUUCCAAAUCUUUUUUUGCGCUAUAAUAUCAACCUUAUUUUUAAAAUUUCUUAAUCCAUAUGGAACUGGCAAUACGGUUUUGUUUGAAUUGAAAUAUGUUUCUGAUUGGAAUGCGGUUGAAUUAAUAUUUUUCAUUAUUAUUGGAAUAUCAGGAGGUAUAUUUGGAGGGCUUUUUGUGCGUUUUGUUGGAUGGUGGCCAAAACAAUUCCGUGAGUUGAAGAUGAUAAAGAACCAUCCAAUUGUCGAGGUCUUUUUCAUUUCUCUCUUAACUGGUCUUAUCACAUUCUGGAAUCCAUAUACUAAACAAGCUUCGUCUGAAUUGGUUCUUGACUUGGCCACUUCUUGUAAUUCACAAGGGUUAGAUCAAUCAUUAUGCCCUGUUACUCAUGAACAAUUUGUAAAAGAAUUGGGUUCAUUACUUUUCGCAUUAGUUGUUAAAGUAAUUCUUACUUGUCUUACAUUUGGUUUAAAGCUUCCUUGUGGUAUAUAUGUCCCCUCGAUGGUUGUUGGUGCGUUGUACGGACGUACGUUUGCUAUGUUUGUUCAAUGGUCGAAUUAUAAGUACAAUUUAAAUUUGGGUGAUCAAGAAGUAAAUGCCUUUUCUACAUCUGUAAUGAGGUUCAUAUGUUCUCCUGAUUCCUCAAAUAAUGAAUGUGUGGACCUUGGUAUAUAUUCAAUGAUAAGUGCAGGUGCCUUUAUGGCAGGUAUAACCCGAAUGAAUAUCACGCUAGUUACAAUAUUGUUUGAAUUGACAAGCUCGUAUACCUAUGUUUUACCUAUUUCAAUUUCGAUUGCAGUUGCAAAUUGGCUGGGUAGUUUGGUAGAAAAGAAUUCGUUAUAUGAAUCUUUAUUGGUUCUGAACGAUUAUCCUUUUAUGUCACCCGAAACAGAAGCUUUAGACCCAUUCGUCACCGCAGGUGAAAUUAUUACUGAAAUAGAUUCUUAUGAUCAGGAUAUUGAUGAAGAACAUACCUAUAUUCGUCGCCGCUCAAGAGUAGUAAAUGAUACAGCUAGUAAUAAGGUAUACUCGACAAAGCGCCCACCAUUCCAUGCUAAUAAGCUCACUAAUUUUGAUUCUUUAGAAUCAAAUGAAUAUUCUACUGCUCGUAAUUGUGAGAAGUUAUACAUUGAUAUCAGUGCAUCUCCGUAUGUUGCAGCAUCAUUGCUUCAAUCGAAAUUAAUUCUAUUAGCAGAUAAAUUAUUGCUUGAUGGAUGUAUCCCAUUAAUAAAGAAUGAGGUGUGUGUUGGGCUUAUUUAUUUUUCCGAAUUAGAGUAUUGCUUGGACAAAUUAAAGGAAUUUUGUUUAAAGUAUGAAAUAAUGGACGAUAUCUUUUGUAAAUUACUAGAUGAAGUUCAAUAUCCGAUAAGCGAGAAUAUAAUAAACCCACUAAAUCAUAAUUUGAGAAUUGUGAGAAAUAUAAGCGACACUCCUUCGUUACAGCUGUCAGAUGGUGAUUAUUUUAAUUAUGGAGCUACAGCGGAUAACUUCGUAAAUAACGAUUCAAACUGGGAAAAUCUACAAAGUGAUUUAUUCGAUUUAUCGAACUUAAUUAGGCAUGUUGAUUAUUCUCCUAUUUUUUUGAAUUAUGAUUCGGAGCUAAGCUUAGCGCAUUUGAUUUUCGAUAAAAUUGGUAAUAGAGUAAUUGUAUUAUUGAAAGAAGGUAGAUACUAUGGGUUAUUACAGAAAAAAGUGCUUAUUGACUAUUGUAGAAGAGAGGAAUCUAAAUAA
This is a messenger RNA of Debaryomyces fabryi, 3264 nucleotides long. RefSeq names its product Gef2p (gene GEF2). Gene Ontology annotation, cellular component: Golgi apparatus; early endosome; membrane. Gene Ontology annotation, molecular function: voltage-gated chloride channel activity. The coding region runs from base 1 to 3264 and encodes 1087 amino acids. The record is from RefSeq and is a predicted model, not a curated record. The transcript has a single exon. Lineage: Eukaryota; Fungi; Ascomycota; Pichiomycetes; Serinales; Debaryomycetaceae. Gene Ontology annotation, biological process: transmembrane transport; chloride transport.